Aquila chrysaetos chrysaetos is the source of this 1571-nucleotide messenger RNA. RefSeq names its product microtubule associated protein 1 light chain 3 alpha (gene MAP1LC3A). The record is from RefSeq and is a predicted model, not a curated record. Gene Ontology annotation, cellular component: autophagosome; cytosol; autophagosome membrane. Lineage: Eukaryota; Metazoa; Chordata; Aves; Accipitriformes; Accipitridae. The coding region runs from base 115 to 480 and encodes 121 amino acids. Gene Ontology annotation, molecular function: ubiquitin protein ligase binding. The transcript is spliced from 4 exons. Gene Ontology annotation, biological process: autophagy of mitochondrion; cellular response to nitrogen starvation; macroautophagy.
CACCGGCCCGCUCCGCCGCAGCCCCAGCGCAGGCCGCGCCGCCAGACGGAGCCGCCCGCCGGCACCCGCGCCCCGGCCCGUCGCCCCCCAUACCCCCUCCUCCCCCCGGCCGCCAUGCCCUCGGACCGGCCCUUCAAGCAGCGCCGCACCUUCGCGGAUCGUUGUAAAGAAGUACAGCAGAUCCGAGAGCAGCAUCCAAACAAAAUCCCGGUCAUCAUUGAACGCUAUAAAGGGGAGAAACAGCUACCAGUGCUGGACAAGACCAAGUUCCUUGUCCCAGACCAUGUCAACAUGAGUGAAUUGGUCAAAAUAAUCCGGCGUCGCUUGCAGCUGAAUCCAACCCAGGCUUUCUUCCUGCUGGUGAACCAGCACAGCAUGGUGAGUGUGUCUACCCCCAUCUCGGAGAUCUACGAGCAGGAGAAGGACGAGGAUGGCUUCCUCUACAUGGUCUAUGCUUCCCAGGAGACCUUUGGCUACUGAGGCCUGCUGAGAGGUGGCAUGUGGAGACGGAUGAACUGUGGCGCACAGGCCCCUGGCCUUGGAAGACAACACAAGCAGAGGCUCCCAAGAGGGGGACUGUGCUGACUCCCUUUCUCUCCCUCCCUCCCCUUCCCAUCACCCUGUCACCAAAGAGGCUCACGGCUUGUGUUGGACUCCUGCAACCCUUCACCUCUGUGUAGAUUAGUCCCGCUCCCUCCACACACACGCACCCGCGUGCGCACGUACGUACAGACGCCCACGCGCACACGUGGGGCCUCGGCUUCCCAUCCCAUCCCACCCCCUUCGUGUAACCUUCAGCUGCUCUCACUGUGCUGUGUCUGUGUGUGUGCGCGUGUUUGUAGCCUGCUGCCAAAACAGUUUGGCUGGUGAUGGAGAGAGGACAGGACACUGUCGCCUUCGCUUUCAGCACAGGGAGAGCUGCUCCUCCUCCGAGACACUAAUAAAGGGCAGGAGGUCUGCAAAAGCAGCAAACAGAUGCUACUGUUGCUCCCGAGUUUUAAUUGAUUUUAAUUACACCCAUAUCAGAUUCUUGGUGCUACUGAGUAGAUGUAGGCGUCUCUGUAGGACUGUGGAUAAUGUAUAUCCUUUAGAUUUAUUUUAUUGUUUUUUUGUUUGGUUUUAUUUUUUUUAGGGAUAGAUUGGAAUGGGGAGAGGGGGUAAUCUUUCCUGUGUUCUGUAGGUAAAUAAAUCGGGCUUCACUGCACUUUAAAGCAUAGUAGAUGUCAGAGUGGAAUUUACUUUUAAUUUAUACAGGUUUGCCAUAUAUAGUGCUGCUCUUCUGUUGACAGUUGUACCUAGAUUGUCUUUGUUUCUCUUUUUUUUUUUUAAAUAAAAUUGAUUUCCCUUCUCUCUGUCUCCCCACUGCAUGCUAUUUUUCAGUCACGGUGUGGCAAAGAGUUCACUCAAGGAAUGUACUGAUUUAUAUUUGCUAUGUUCCUGUUCCUGUUUCUCAUGUAUUAUACCAAAAAAAUGUAUAUGAUAAAAUCCCACCCAGUUUAAUCUAUACAAAGGUAUAUAUAUAUAAAUAUAUAUAUAUAAAAAAUAAACAUAAAUUCAAGUCGUGUCUUGUA